AUGGAAGUAGCGGGAGGCAAUCCGAUAAACCUCGUGUACGUCGGUUGUGGCCGCGUCCGGGGAGGCAACAGUAAGACAGGUGCUGUGCUGCUCGCAUCCUUGUGCCACCCGGAGUUCAGCGGGAGCUAUCAACCGUAAAAGUGUCUGGGUCUGGAAGAAUUCAUGUUUGUCAUGCUUGUCUGGCAUGACUCUUAAAUCUGUCAUGCACGUUACCCAAGAGCUCCGUUUUUCUGUGAUGCAGAGCCGUAGUUUGUCAUGCAGAAUAGGCAACACCUAGGAGCUCAGAAACUUGUCAUGCUGAGCCAGUAUUCGUAGCCUCAUCAUGAGCCGCCACCCAGCAUCACAAGUUUCCAGACCCAGACAUUUUUACAUUCGAUAGGAGCGAGACAGAUACCGCAAAGACGUUCGAACAGAUCCUCACGGCGUCCAAACACCGGCUGGUGCCAGGGCAGCGGCUAUCGAAUGCAAAAAUGUCUGGGGCUGGAAGGUUGAAGCUUGUGAUGCUAACUUUGGAUUCUAAAAAAAUCUGUAUUCUUGCAUGAUCAGCAAGAGGAGUCUAGUUUGUGCUACGCGGGGAGGGCAUUUGUCAUGCGGAAUAGGCAUCAGGAAGCCCUCUAAAGAUCUGUGAUGCUAGGUCAUGCAUUACAGACAUCCUGGGUCAUGCAAAACAUGCAUGACAAACCCGGCAACAUUCCAGACCCAGACAUUUUUGCAUUAGAUAGCGGCAGCGUCUCAUCUGGCAGGAUUCGACAAUCUCGAUUUUGAUGUCCUACCCAGCGGGCGACAUGCUAUACGGGGUCGUCUGUUGCUCGAAAGACUACCCGGACCGCAUCACCUACGAGCUGCUCACGGAGUUGUCGCGUUUCAUCGAAGCAAACUACGCGAUAGACGACGAUUUCACCGAAAAGAACUCUCUCAACAACGAAAAAGUCCAGCUCGAGCUGCGCAGACUCCUCGACAGGUACGAGCGGCCCGAAGAAGUGGACAAGCUCGCGCGGAUGCAGCAGAAAACCGAGGGGGUCAAGGGAUUGCUCAAAGAAAACAUACGAGAAGUGAUACAAAAUACAGAGCGGCUCGACAACCUUCAGGAAGACGCUGAAGUAUCUAUUUGAAUUUCAAUUUUGUUUAUUCUCGGCUACUUUUUGUACAGUUAUGGGAACAGCAUGAUGCUGCAGUUGUGGCUACGUACUGUUAAAAGUAGCGAGGCAUUGUAUCAAGAUGAAAAUGAAAUAAACCGCAGGCGAUGGAAGUAACUGCGAUGGAAUACAAGGAGAAGAGCCGCGAAGUGCGCGAGUAUUUCUGGUGGAAAGACACCAAGGUAUCGAUCAUGAUCGGAGGCGCCGUAGUACUCGCACUGCUGCUCGGCUACUAUUUUUUCUGGCACAACGGCGCCGAAACUCCACCUCCACCAGAUGCUGCUCAAAACGCGCCACCACCGCAGUCGCAAUGACCUACAGUGCAUGAAACAGUGCUAAUGUGAAAGUUCGCACAGCACGCUUUUGCUUUUCCAUAUGGUGGUCGGGCUCCACCGCUACCGCUAGAAGGAACAAAACUGUCUUACUUACAAACACCAAUUUCAAAUAUCACGCUUUUUGCUUUUUUUUAGACGGACUUCGUUGUCACACCGAUUCUGGUAAGGUUUUGGAUUCAAAGUGCAAGAACCCCGGAUGAAACAUUUGCUGUUAGUUAGAAUUCACAAUGGGAAUGAUCAGAUCCUGGGCAAUAUAUAUGUCUUGGCAGCUUGUUGAAUCACAGGGACAUUGUAUAGUUUUUUGUUUGACAAGGUUUGUACAAGCCUGCGCCCCUUGCAGGCAAAGACGUGGGAAAGUAGUUCUGAAGACAUGCUUCCCCUUCUC
Messenger RNA from Amoebophrya sp. A120, 1856 nucleotides. NCBI's taxonomy places the organism in Eukaryota, Dinophyceae, Syndiniales, Amoebophryaceae. The record is from the annotation of a GenBank genome assembly.